Messenger RNA from Aspergillus campestris IBT 28561, 949 nucleotides. RefSeq names its product SDR family NAD(P)-dependent oxidoreductase. Lineage: Eukaryota; Fungi; Ascomycota; Eurotiomycetes; Eurotiales; Aspergillaceae. Bases 1 to 786 code for a protein of 261 amino acids. The record is from RefSeq and is a predicted model, not a curated record. Gene Ontology annotation, molecular function: oxidoreductase activity, acting on the CH-OH group of donors, NAD or NADP as acceptor. The transcript is spliced from 2 exons.
AUGACCGAUAUCACUGGAAAGACCUGUCUCGUAACCGGCGGCGCCGGCGGCCUCGGCAAGGCCAUCGCCACACGGUUCCUCGCUGCCAACGCCAACGUCGUCAUCUGCGACAUCAACGAGGCCAGACUGCAGGAGACAGAGACGGAGUUGUCAGCCAGCAGCAGCGCGGGCAAGGUCAAGGCGAUCAAGGCGGAUAUCACUUCGGCGGCGGCUGUGCAGACCCUCUUUGACGAGAUUGUCGCCACGUUCGGCAAGGUCGAUAUCCUCGUUAACAAUGCCGGCAUCAUGGACCGGUUUGACCCCGUCGGCGACCUCGACGAGAACCUCUGGGACAAGGUCAUCGCCGUGAACCUGACGGCACCGUUCCUGCUGAGCAAGCUGGCGGUGCAAAACAUGCUCGCGCAGGAGAAGGUCGAGGGGAACAUCGUCAAUAUCGUUUCGUUGGCGGGGCGGGGUGGCGGCGUUGCUGGCGCCGCAUACACGGCCAGCAAACACGGCCUCGUCGGUCUCACGAAGAACACAGCCGUCUCGUACGGCAACAAGGGCAUUCGGUGCAAUGCACUCAUGAUGGGCGGCAUGGAAACCAACAUCACCGAGGCGUUCAUGGCCGGAGUCAAUCGCGAAGGCAUGGACCGCAUUGGGGCGCUCAUGCAGGCGAUGCAGGUCCCCAUGUGUCCGCUGGGAGAUGUUGCGGAGGUGGUGUUCUCGUUGACAUGUGGGCCUGGAGCCAGGUUGAUGAACGGGAAUUGCGUGCCUGUUGAUAAUGGCUUUUCGGCUGUUGCUUAGAUGUGGUGUUUUGGUCAAUGUGUAUAUAGUAGAAUAAUCCGAGUCAUAAACUUGUUAUUGUAUAGUCUGAACCAAUUGCACCAAAAAGCCGAACGGUAUUUGGGUCAGGCUGGAUAUGGCUGAUAUUCCCAGCAUAUAGUGAUAUACAUAAAGUGAUAUAUGC